Molecule: messenger RNA, 3586 nt
Organism: Hemibagrus wyckioides
Lineage: Eukaryota; Metazoa; Chordata; Actinopteri; Siluriformes; Bagridae
Product: un-named sa1614
Exons: 28
Coding region: 257-3316 (1019 amino acids)
Biological process (GO): positive regulation of GTPase activity
Cellular component (GO): cytoplasm
Molecular function (GO): GTPase activator activity; protein binding
Source: RefSeq, a predicted model, not a curated record
CGCUUGUGAGCAAACAUCAUUGUCCUCUUUAUGCGCGAGCGCUCAUCAGUCACAGCUGCUGGACAACUGAAAAGAGGAAAACAAUUAUGCACUUCACUGUAUUGCUUUUUAUAGACUAUGUUUUGCAGUAGCCUGGCACGCAUACAGGCAGCAUUGUUUUUCAUGGGUACACCUUAAAAUCAUUUAUUUAAAAAAAAAAGAGCAACAACAACAACAACAACAACACAUCUUUAUUUUUCGCAAUCAAGCAACCAAAAUGCCUGAGUUUAUAUCUGUGGAGGAGUUCAUCGCGGAGACUUUGGAAGACUACAAUUCUCCAACAACCUCUUCCUUCAUCACGAAAAUGACAAGUUGCCGGAAUUCCGUUAACAUUAUUGAAGAGGCUCUGGACUGUGACCGUACAGUGUUGCAGAAAAUGAAGAAAGCUUCCAAAGCCAAGCAUGCCUCUGGUCAAGACCAUAUAUCACAUUUUGAGCUGUACAUCAACUCCAUGGAGAAGCUAGCUGUCAAUUUCCGUAACAAUGGAGAACAGGAAGUGGCCUCUGCCUUUAAUAAGUUUGCUGAAUUCUCCAAAGAGCUUCUGACACCCAUGAAGAACUUGUUGAAAAGCAUGCUCCACAAUAUCAACUUCUUCCUGGACUCACUGGUGAAAGGGGAUUUGAAAGAGGUUAAAGGUGAUUUGAAGAAGCCAUUUGAAAAAGCAUGGAGGGAUUAUGAGAGUAAAUUCAAUAAGAUAGAGAAGGAGAAGAGGGAGCUGGCAAAACAAUAUGGCAUGGUGAGAACAGAGGUGAGCGGUGGAGAGAUUGCAGAAGAGCUAGAGAAGGAACGAAGAAUGUUUCAGCUGCAGAUGUGUGAGUACCUCAUUAAAGUGAAUGAAAUUAAAAGCAAGAAAGGUGUGGAUCUGCUCCAGAACCUCAUCAAGCACUACUACUCCCAGGACAAUUUCUUUCAGGAGUGCUUGGCUGCCACAGAGAAACUGAAGCAGUACAUUGACACCCUCAAUGGAAAACUCAGCUCUAUCAAGCACAGUCAAGAUGAAGAGAAGAGGCAGCUGUUUUCUCUCAGGGACCAGCUAAGACCUGCCCUGCAGCCUGAACUUAAGGAGGAUUCUUUAUCUAAACAAACAGUGUACAGCAUGCACCAGCUUCAAGGCAACAAACAAUACGGAACAGAGAAAUCAGGCUACCUCUAUAAGAAGAGUGAUGGGUUGAGAAAGACAUGGCAGAAAAGGAAGUGCACUGUGCAGAACUGCUAUCUCACCAUUGCUCACGGAACUCCUAAUAAACCACCAGCCAAACUGAACCUCCUGACCUGCCAGGUUAAACCCAGUCUGGAGGACAAGAAAUGUUUUGAUCUCAUCUCUCAUGACCGCACUUAUCACUUUCUCGCAGAAGAUGAACCUGACUGCGUAGCGUGGAUUUCGGUGCUGACCAACAGUAAGCAGGAGGCACUGAAUGUGGCUCUGGAUGAGCACAAACAGAGUGGAGGAAGCAGCGUGGAGGAUCUGACCCGGGCGAUCAUUGAGGACAUCCUCCGCAUGCCGGGUAACAACGUCUGCUGCGACUGCGGUGCUCCAGAUCCUACAUGGAUCUCUACAAACUUGGGUAUCCUGACUUGCAUAGAAUGCUCUGGGAUCCAUCGGGAGAUGGGCGUUCAUUACUCCCGCAUCCAGUCCCUCUCUCUGGAUAAACUGGGCACUUCUGAACUUCUGCUGGCAAGAAAUGUAGGGAACUCAGGGUUUAAUGAAAUUGUGGAGGCCAGUCUCCUCAGUCCAUCUCUGAAACCAUCAGCUGAAAGUGACAUGUUGGUACGUAAAGAGUUCAUCCUGGCUAAGUAUGUAGAGAGUAAGUUUGCUCAGCGGCGUGGUGGAUCCACUGACAGCCUGCGCAAGCAAUUACAGCAAGCCAUUCAUGUGCGUGACAUCUUCAGCCUUCUGCAGCUGUACACAGAAAAACUUGACCUCAGUCUGCCUGUGCCCAGCCCGCUGCAGGAAAAACGGGAGACUGCACUGCAUCUGGCUGUCUUAUUGGCUGACCGGACCUCACUGCACAUGGUGGACUUCCUAGUACACAACUGUAAUAAUCUAGAUGCUCAGACUGUGAGGGGAAACACUGCACUGCACUACUGCUGUCUGCACAAUAAAACUGAGUGCCUGAAGCUCCUGCUGAAGGCCAAAGCCAACACACAUAUCAAAAAUGAAAAUGGCGAGACAGCCCUCGAUAUUGCUCGAAGACUGAAGCACACCCACUGUGAAGAGUUGAUCCAGCAGGCUCAGAAUAACCAGUUCAACAUGCACAUUCACGUUGAGUACGAGUGGAAACUGCGGCAAGAUGACUGGUAUGAAAGUGACGAUGACCUGGAAGAUAAGUCAGGUCCGGUGAAAAAGGUCCGUCCAUUCAGUGUGUACCACAGCAGCAGUUCAUCUUAUAAUCGAGCAGGAGGAGGAGGAGGAGGAGGAGGAGGGAGAAUCUUCAGUGUAGGCCGCAGGCUGACCGUGUCACAGAGUGAGAACAAGCGUGAAAUGUAUGCCGUUCCCAUCCUACAGACACGAAGUUUGGAAAGUCCCCCACCUCCUCCACCAUCUUCACCAGCACCUCCGCUGCCCCCAAGAGUGAGAGCACCAAACAUCCCUCCACCUCCCCCUCCUGUGAGUCCUCCAGAUGGCAGGAGCGAGGUCAUUUUCAGUACAAAGAGAACUCCUCCUCCUCCUCUGGUGAUCCGACAUAAGCGGACCUAUUCCGAGCCCUCGCCUCAGGUGCCUCAUAGCCCCUAUGGAGACAGCUGCCCUCCAAACGCUGAUUACAGAUUGCCAUCAAGUCCUCGAAGCUUUAGUGUUCAAGAUUCAUCUUUUCAGAAGUGUGGCUCAGGGUCUCCGAAAUGCACUGCUCAAGUGACAACCCUCAAUGCACUGUCAGAGCUGCCAGAACAGAACUUUCAGGCAGAUGAUGAAAGUCGCACUUCCUGCUUCUUGUAUUCAACUGUGCAGAGCAGCUGCAGCUCUGGGCGACAGGGCCCAGCUAUUUCCCCCAAUUCCCCUCGCUCUCUCAGCCUGGACUCUAACGGUAGCUCCUCGUCCUCUUGCCACAGCACUCCACACCCAUUGCCCAGACGAACCACGAUGAAGGCAAAGCUGAGACGAGUGAAAGCCAUGUAUGACUGUGUGGCUGACCACCAUGAUGAGCUCACUUUUACUGAGGGGGAGGUACUGGUGGUCCUAGCAGAAGAGGAUGCUGAUUGGUGGCAUGGCUACAUUGAGGGACAACCAAAUAAGACUGGCCUGUUUCCUGCAUCUUUUGUCUCCAUAUUGUCGGAAUAACACAAAAUGAAGUCACGUCAAGGAAGAAACCCUGGAGGCGCCUGAUCAAACAGCCUGCAUGGUUAUAAAUAAUCACAAAUAACACUAUGUAACACAAUUGUUUAUACCUAAAGAAUAGAAAAGAAGGCCUUUAAUCACCUCCAAUCUCCCUGUGGUCAAGGUUUAAGGGGAAUAAUAGCCAUUUGAUAUACUUUUGCAGUAUAAGCAAUUAGGAUAUAACAUUUGCUACCUAGGAACAAAAAGAAAAUGGUUACAUAGUGAUAAUCAGUA